Molecule: messenger RNA, 573 nt
Organism: Staurois parvus
Lineage: Eukaryota; Metazoa; Chordata; Amphibia; Anura; Ranidae
Source: the annotation of a GenBank genome assembly
AUGAGCAGCACCUGGGGCACGCUAUACAACAUGUAUCCAGACCUCAUGGAAUAUGUGCCAGGUCCACACAAGAAAAUCGGAAAGUAUUUUAAUAUGAUCUAUGAGAUUUCAGCCGAAAGCAUCAAACACCACAAUGAAACUCUAGACCCUGAAAAUCCACGUGACUACAUUGACUGCUUCCUAAUGAAGAUCAAAGAGGAAAAGGACAAUGCAGACACCGCAUUCUACGCCAAAUCUUUAGCCAGAACUAUUCAAAACCUGCUGUUUGGAGGAACGGAGACAGUCAGCACUAACCUGAGAUACGGAUUCUUGGUGCUCAUGAAAUACCCGGAGGUGGCAGAGAAAAUGCAAGAAGAGAUUGACCGUGUUGUUGGAAGAGACCGAUUCCCAUGCAUUGCUGACCGAAGUAAAAUGCCAUAUACAGAGGCCGCUAUCCAUGAACUUAUUAGGUUUUGUGAUGUGCUGCCAAUUAGUCUUCCUCGAUGCACAUCCAAAGAUACAGUUUUCAGAGGAUACUCAAUUCCAAAGGGAUUAAUGAUAAUGACAAAUUUGGUAAUACUGUAUGUUACAUAG